Suncus etruscus (white-toothed pygmy shrew) is the source of this 639-nucleotide messenger RNA. Its product is annotated as malignant T-cell-amplified sequence 1. Gene Ontology annotation, biological process: formation of translation preinitiation complex. NCBI's taxonomy places the organism in Eukaryota, Metazoa, Chordata, Mammalia, Eulipotyphla, Soricidae. The record is from RefSeq and is a predicted model, not a curated record. Gene Ontology annotation, molecular function: RNA binding. The transcript has a single exon. The coding region runs from base 59 to 604 and encodes 181 amino acids.
CGUGCCGGGCCUUGCUGGAUCCCCGCGUCCUCGUCCUCGUCCGCACCCCGCCACGAUCAUGUUCAAGAAAUUCGACGAGAAGGAGAACGUGUCCAACUGCAUCCAGCUGAAGACGUCGGUGAUCAAGGGCAUCAAGAGCCAGCUGGUGGAGCAGUUCCCGGGCGUGGAGCCUUGGCUCAACCACAUCAUGCCCCGCAAGGACCCGGUCAAGAUGGUGCGCUGCCACGAGCACGUGGAGAUCCUCACGGUGGGCGGCGAGCUGCUCUUCUUCCGCCAGCGCGACGGGCCCUUCUACCCGACGCUGCGCCUCCUGCACAAGUUCCCCUUCAUCCUGCCGCGCCAGCAGGUGGACAAGGGCGCCAUCAAGUUCGUGCUCAGUGGCGCCAACAUCAUGUGCCCGGGCCUCACGUCGCCCGGCGCCCAGCUGUACCCCGCGGCCGCUGAGACGGUCGUGGCUAUCAUGGCCGAGGGCAAGAGGCACGCGUUGUGCGUGGGCGUCAUGAAGCUGUCGGCCGAGGACAUCGGCAAGGUCAACAAGGGCAUCGGGGUGGAGAAUAUCCACUACCUCAACGACGGGCUGUGGCACAUGAAGACUUAUAAGUGACCCAGUAAAAAAAUAAGCCUUGCCGACAACCCCUC